AACACCACAGCCAUUUCUGGUGGGCCCCACCUUUCUCCCUCUCUCUUCUCUCUCCUUCCCCACACGCACGUCCCCUGCUUUUUCUAUUUCAUUUCCGAAUUUACAACAUAAUAACCAGAGAUUCACAUACCCAUUAAUUCAUUUAAUAAUAACAAAUAUAAAAAAUUAAAUUAUUUUUUAUUCAUGAAUUUGGAUUUGUUGAUUAUUCUACAGAAAGUAUUAUCUUAUUAUCAUAAAAGGAAAGGAAUGGAGGAUUCACAAUCAAAUUCAACCCCCAAGUCUCUGAUGGAAAACCUGUUAGGCCUUUUGAGGGUUCGUAUCAAGCGUGGUGUCAACCUCGCCGUUCGUGAUGUCCGAAGCAGUGACCCUUACGUUGUCAUCAAGAUGUCCAACCAGAAACUAAAGACUCGUGUGAUUAAGAAAGAUGUGAAUCCUGAGUGGAAUGAAGACCUUACGCUUUCUGUUGUAAAUCCUAAUCACCCAGUCCAACUGACUGUGUAUGACCACGACACUUUUAGCAAAGACGACAAAAUGGGAGAUGCAGAAUUUGACAUCUUGCCCUUUUUAGAAGCCUUGAAGAUGAACUUAACUGGCCUUCCAAAUGGUACCACAAUCACUAGAGUACAACCAAGCAGGAAUAACUGUCUGGCAGAUGAGAGCUGCAUCACUUAUAGCAACGGCAAGGUUGUCCAAGAUAUGAUCCUUAGAUUGCGAAACGUGGAAUGCGGCGAAGUGGAAAUCCAAUUGCAAUGGAUUGAUCUUCCGGGUUCUAAAGGUUUAUGAUCUUAUGGGAUGUUUGUGUAUUAACAAUUACAUGAAUAUAAACUGGCUUUUGCCUUGUACUACUACCUAUGGUCGGUUUAUCUAAGACUAAGACUUUGUUGGAGGAACAUACUAAAUUUGUAUUUAUAUCAGGUUUAUGUUGCAUUAGUACAGUUGAGAAAUUUCUUUUUUCAUGUUUAAGAAUCUAUCCUUCGGUCUGUGUUUUUCUU
Molecule: messenger RNA, 992 nt
Organism: Abrus precatorius (Indian licorice)
Lineage: Eukaryota; Viridiplantae; Streptophyta; Magnoliopsida; Fabales; Fabaceae
Product: protein C2-DOMAIN ABA-RELATED 4-like
Exons: 3
Coding region: 184-783 (199 amino acids)
Source: RefSeq, a predicted model, not a curated record